CACAUGUGAUGCUAAACCUCUAAGAAUGAAAAAACUGAAAUCAAAUGAAUGAAAAGGGGGGCAGGGACAGUCAGGCUGGGGAGGAAAGGUCUAAAUGAUGCUGGAUGGAAGGGGAGGAGCCGGUACACCUGUGCAAGACUGGAGGGGAGGAGCCGGUACACCUGUGCAAGACUGGAGGGGAGGAGCCGGUACACUUGUGCAAGACUGGAGGGGAGGAUCCAGCACACCUGUGCAAGACUGGAGGGGAGGAGCCAGUACACCUGUGCAAGACUGGAGGGGAGGGGACGGUACACCUGUGCAAGACUGGAGGGGAGGAGCCGGUACACCUGUGCAAGACUGAAGGAGAGGAGCCGGUACACCUGUGCAAGACUGAAGGAGAGGAGCCAGCACACCUGUGCAAGACUGGAG
Messenger RNA from Staurois parvus, 408 nucleotides. The record is from the annotation of a GenBank genome assembly. Lineage: Eukaryota; Metazoa; Chordata; Amphibia; Anura; Ranidae.